Cydia pomonella (codling moth) is the source of this 3486-nucleotide messenger RNA. RefSeq lists its product as uncharacterized. The coding region runs from base 1050 to 3467 and encodes 805 amino acids. The record is from RefSeq and is a predicted model, not a curated record. Lineage: Eukaryota; Metazoa; Arthropoda; Insecta; Lepidoptera; Tortricidae. The transcript is spliced from 2 exons.
CCUACUAGAACAAAAAGUACUAUACAAUACAAUAUAACAUAACACAAUACAAUACAAAUACUCUUUAUUGGGGUAUGCACUCAAUAAAAGAAAACAAUACAAAAGAAAACUGAAACACAAACAGAGAUAGAGACAGACCAAGAUAAGUUGGCAGCGAUUUUAACAGCCCAGACAGUGUAGGUGUUAUUUUAAACGUUAAACUUCUAUGAAUAUGGGCUAUCACAAUCGCUGCCAACUUAUCUUGACUCUAAACAACAGGCGGUCUUAUCGCUAAAAAGCGAUCGCUUCCAGACAACCUUCUCAACCUCUACUAGGGAUUGUAAAUGAAAUAUUGUCUAACUUUUUUUUUCAACAGUUACCUAAUUAAUUAUUGUACCUAUUACUAAUGUUAGUGUUGGUUUACGGUCUUGGCAUUCAUAAGAUGACGUAAAUGAGUAAUUUAUCUACAUAUGUACAUACAUAUUAGGUGUACAAAAAUAGCUUUGACCUUGCUUGCUACUUGGACGGCCAGGGGUCAAGGUUGUAUUAGAUAUUGAUCUUGAAGAAUUAAUCACACUGAUAGGGUUAUUUAUCCGUGUCAUGAGUUUGGAAAUUUCCUGUAACUGCUAAAAUAUUAGUUUAAGGUUACUGACCGCUGCGAUUAGCUAUUUAAUUAAGUUUUGGUCCAUUAAUAUUAAUGUGUUUUUGCCGUUAAGUAUCCGCCCUACUUUAUAUCGAUUUCAUAUAUCCCUUAAUAUAAAAAUGGCACACAAAGUCAUAGUUCAUGGCUAUUGUUUAUACAGUUCAAAAAAGUUGAACAGAUAUGUCAAUCCUCAUCCCAUAGAAAAAAGACAAACCCUCAUCCCAUUCUAUGGGAGUUCAUAAAAAAUAAAUGCGAACGCGUUACGCGACUAUACAUCAAGCUCACUGCAAACAUUUUUUAUUACCUACUCUGUGGUAAAUCCCCUCCGCCCGCUGCCCGCCGGCGGAUCAUAAGCAGUGGGUAACAAGCUUUAGAUAGGGGUGCACGCUCGGUUUUUCGAAUUCAAAUGUGAGCAAUAUCCACAAGCAUGAGUAGGAAAUGCUGUUGCGUCUCCGGAUGUCAGAAGACGAAUUUAUCGAAUCCGGAAUGUACAUUUAAUCCACUCCCUACAGAGGUGUCUAGACAACAUGAGUGGCUAAAAGUUAUAGGUAGAUAUGAUUUGAUAAUUCAAGCUCGCAUACACCCUAAAAGUUUCUACGUCUGCUCGUCACAUUUCGAGGAUGAAGACCUAAAAUGUACCAGCCUUCUUUUACCCGGCGCUUUACCUAGCCGGCACCUCCCAGAAACAACAUUAACUGAUACACCAACACGCACCCAAACAGAUAAAUCUUCAUUUAAUUGGGGAAACGUCACUCUUGACCCACCAGACAAUCAAAAGGUUUUAGAAUUUAAAGAUGAUGAACAGCCUCAAAAUGAUGUCCCACUUGGAUUGCAAGACGAGCUUACUAGAAACAUGUGUAAAUUAAUGAAGGAGCAAACUAUAGUCGAUAAAGAUAGAAGUAGUAAGGAAUUCUUAUUUUAUGCGUUAAAUUUGUAUCUUUUGAAUCCACAAAUCUAUUAUUUCAUAAGAGAAGCAUUAAAUCUGCCGAGCGAAAAGAUUUUUAGACAAAUUAAAUUGAAGCUAACUCCAAAGCUAGACAAUCGAAUUUUGGAUUGCAUAUCUUCGAAAUUGAAAUCAUUUCCUGACAAAGCGAAAUACUGCACAGUUUGCAUAGAAACCGUUAAUUUAAAGAAUAAUAUGUACUAUGACAUAUCGAAUGACGAAUUAGUAGGUCUUCAGGAAAUAAACGGAAUAAAGACUGAUGAGUUGGCUCGUAUGGCGUACGUGGUCAUGCUGCGGAGUAUCCUGGUCAAGUGGGACCAGCCCGUCACCUACUGCUUGCUAGGCGGUAUUAAGCAUGUCGCGCAACUCGAAUCUUGGGUAGACGGAAUUAUCACUAGCCUUUUAGACAUUGGAUUCGAAGUUAUGGCCUUAGUUACCAACCAAGGAAGCGGUGUUAAAAAAUUUGCGACCGAAAUAAAAGGCAUAACGCCAAAGAAACACUAUUUUGUGGUAAAUAACAAGAAAAUAUAUUACAUUGUUGAUUUUCCGCAGUUGUUAAAUUAUGUAAGGACUAAUUUGGGUUCAAAAGACAUAAGUUAUAAUAAUAAAAGGUUUUCAUGGCAAUAUAUUGAGUCAUUGUUUCAACUGGAAAGCAAGAAGACACAUAAAAUUAUUCCAAAAAUAAUAAGCGGGCACGUAACGCUCCAUAAUGUAACGAAGAUGGCUACGGUUAAGUAUGCGGCAGAAAUCUUCAGUAACACUGUGUCAACUGCUAUACAUGCCUACGUAGAUACAAAAGAGCUACCCGAGGAAGCUAGAGAGACUGCCGACUUCUGCUUGUUUUUAAACAACCUAUUUGAUGUUCUGAACUCGAGCACAUACGAUAAUGACAAUAUUUACAAACGCGCUCUCGGUUCAAAUGAAUCUCAGAUGAAAUUUCUCCAAGAAGCUUUAAAUGUUUUUAGUAACUUACAAUGGAAGUUAGCUGAACACAAAAAAGAGACACAGAAAACGAAAAGAGGUAAAAAAGAAAUACCGCAUAACCAUCGUACAACAUUUCCGGAUGUACAGAUAACAAUUAAUUCGGUUAUAUCUAUCGCACAAGAUUUAAAUAAGCUUGGACAUAAGCGUUUGCUGACGGAACGAUUAAAUUUAGAGCCUUUAGACAAGUUUGCAGAUUUAGUAAGAGCUGUAUCUUCUAAACGCGAAACGAAGGAAGCUAUUAAGCCUUCUGCUAUUAAGUUUAGUAGAAACUUUUCCAAACAAUUUGUUAAGUAUAUUCUGACUAAGUCACCGCUUUCGAACAGACCAAGUGCUUUCCAGAAGUAUUUUGAAGAUGCGACCCGAUUGGAAAUAAAUAAAAUAACAGAUAUUCCAAGUAGGUCACUGAUAUUGUUAGGACAAGGAGAGACUGACUAUCGAAUGCAAUUACCCGAAGAUCAUCCGACUAUUUAUGUAGCCAGUUACAUAUUUUACAAAUGCCAAAAGGCGCAUAAUUGCAAUAUGCUUGAUUAUUACGUCUCCACAUUACCAGAUUUGGCGAAAACUAAAGUAUACGACGUUUACAACAAAAAAGCACCGUUUUACGGCAAACUUAAAUUGUUGACUUACCCAUUUAUUCGGUAUAUCGAGCAGCUCGAGCUUGCUUUUACACAGGUCUUCAAUAAAGGUGUUUGGUCGACUCCUGACCAUCCCGGGUCCCAAGCUUUUACCAAUCUGAGAACCAUACCUUUUCCAGAUCCACCUUGCAAGUGCUUCCCGAAGAUCUAUGCACUAAAAUUACUGAUCAGGCUGCGUAUAUAUAUCACACUGAAAGCGUAUAAUAAACGAAUGAAAACCCAGAACAUAAAUUUAAGUGAAUUUCUUUCAGAGUUGAAUAGAGGAUUGGAAGUGGUAAAAUAAAUGAUGCUAUUUUAAUCUC